Molecule: messenger RNA, 2236 nt
Organism: Python bivittatus (Burmese python)
Lineage: Eukaryota; Metazoa; Chordata; Lepidosauria; Squamata; Pythonidae
Source: RefSeq, a predicted model, not a curated record
AACCUCCUAAUUCACUAGACCUUAAUGGCUCUCAUCCCAGAAGGAUAAAGCUCACUGCUCCAAAUAUCAAUCUCUCUUUGGACCAGAGUGAAGGUUCUGUCCUUUCUGAUGAUAACCUGGACACUCCAGAUGAAAUUGAUAUCAAUGUAGAUGAUCUUGACACGCCAGAUGAAGCAGAUUCUUUAGAAUAUGCUGGACACGAAGAGCAACCAGCCAUUAAAGAAAUUUCUCAAGAGGAAUCUGAAUCCAUCCCAGAAUAUACUGCUGAAGAAGAACGGGAAGACAACAGGUUAUGGAGAACCGUUGUUAUUGGAGACCAGGAGCAGAGGAUUGAUAUGAAAGCAAUUGAACCUUUUAAAAAAGUUAUUUCUCAUGGAGGAUACUAUGGUGAUGGCUUGAAUGCUAUCAUUGUGUUUGCUGCAUGUUUUCUACCGGAUAGCAGUCAAAUGGAUUAUACGUAUGUCAUGGAAAAUCUUUUUCUAUAUGUAAUAAGUACUUUGGAGCUUAUGGUUGCUGAAGACUAUAUGAUUGUUUACUUAAAUGGAGCAACCCCAAGGAGAAAGAUGCCAGGACUGGGAUGGAUGAAAAGAUGCUACCAGAUGAUUGACCGGCGAUUAAGGAAGAAUUUGAAAUCAUUCAUCAUAGUUCACCCCUCUUGGUUUAUAAGGACAAUUCUAGCUGUGACACGGCCUUUUAUAAGUUCAAAAUUCAGUAGUAAGAUACAAUAUGUCAACACUUUGGCAGAUCUUAAUGAACUAAUUCCAAUGGAAUAUGUAAAUGUCCCAGAAAGUAUUGUCAAGUAUGAUGAAGAGAGAUCCAUUCAGAGAAGAGUAAGACUGGAUGAAGAGCUGAGGGAGGCAUCAGCAAAAGCAAGCUGUCUUUCAAAUGAGCCAGAAAUAACUUCAGUCCAACAGGACAUCAACAUGACAAUGAAAAAUUCCUAACUUCCUUGGCAAAUUGAAGAAGAAAAUUUUCAUCUGUUUGAUGUGCCUGAGUCUUGAAGAUGGGGACAGUUUUGGCAUCUCGUCUGAGCACAAUCCUCCAGGAUCUUCUUGUGCACAAAUCUCCAUUUAUUUCCCUAAAGCCUGUCUGUGCAAGAAAGGCUCCUGGUAGAUUUAACCUUCGUUCUCUGAUCACUUGGUGUUAUUCAGAGCAUUCUGAGAUUAAAAAGGAGAUGGCUGCUGCUGCCAGAAUAGCAGCAGGAUGCAGAUAAUAAUUUUAUAUAUUAUUACAUCAGGAGUGUAUCUACAAUAAGGAAAAUUAUGCAUUUUUGAAUUUCAAAUUAUUUUGCCAUAAAUGUGCCUCACCUGUGAUUUUAUAGUGUAGUUUAGCUAUUCUCUAUUAUCUUCUCCAUAGUUAUGUAUUUAUGGCUAAAGAAGUUAGCUUCCAUGCAACAACGCUGAGGUUUCUCUUUUUUCGAUAUAUAUGACCUGAUUAUACCUAACUAUCACAUUUGGGCUUCAAAAACAAUCAUGAGAUGGCUGCAAAGAAAGAGAACUAACUUGGUGCUGCCAUCUAGUGGACAUUUGUGUGUGUGCCACCAAAAUAUGGUAGUCCUACCUAGGCUGAGAUCUGAGGGCAUUUUAAAGGACAUCUGAUUUGCAUACAGAAUCCUUGUAAGAAAAGAUACAGGGUCCCUCUUCACACAGCAUUGGUUCUGGACCUGCCAUUUCUGUAUCAUCUCCUUUCAAGAUCUGAGUCAAUAUUUUCCUAGCUCUGUGCAGUUUUCCUAAAACCAGGGCAAAGCUGAACCCAUGUUUUGCAUUGCUUGGGUCUGUUUUUCUACUGGCUUUGGUCUUGUUUCAUCCUGCUUCCAAAAGCAGGUAAGCCCUUGGUCAGCAUGUGCUUUCAUGUAAUUAACAUAGGAAAGGAAUAAAGGAAACCUGUAGGUGAACCAGGCAGUUCUUAAUCUUUCUAGUCAGAUUCAUACUUGCUGUAAAACAACAUUAAUAGAAAGCCCUAUUGGGCUUGAUGGUCCCUGUUGAGAAAAUUGAACUCAUUGAACUUUUGCAUCAUCCUGCUCCUAGUGUCACUCCUCCCCCCCCCCAUAGUCUAUAGAGUCUAGCCUACAAUGGUUGUUAGAACUAUUGUGAAAAGUAUCCGGUUGCAAAUGUCACCAUGCUAUCCUUCAGAGAUGAGCACUAUAAGAUACUUUUGAAUAGAAACAAAAGCUAUGGUGACUUCUACCUGUAACAACAAUUUUGGGGGGAACAAAUGGCCAGACGUGCAAAAAAAA